AUGCCGGCAGCUUCUCGACGAAGCUCAUCGGCUUCCGGCGAUGACGCCACUGAUUCUUACAAUGGCGACCAUGAUGCCGGGCGUCGUGCUGAUCGUGCGUCGGCAGGGGUCUCCUCUGAGCUUUUGACCGGUGCAGAUGAGCCUGACAUGGAGGACGAAGGGAGCGAUGCUGCACGUUGGGCUCGCCUCCGGCGGCUUGAACAGGCGCGGCGGCCGCUCUCGUUGUCACUGGACAACGUGGUUGCGGGCGGUGUGGCUUCAGCUUCUGCCGGGCCUAUGGACACCAGUGCCGCUUCGACUCCUGGGUCGACAUUGACUGCGGGUGCUCCUAGCCUUCUCGAGCUGGCUCGGCGCCUGGAGGUGGCGGUUGAGCGCUUGGAUGGCCUUGAUACUAUGGUUGCCAUUUUGACCCACCGUCUGGAUUCUGCGCUUGAUCGCCUUGGCUUCAUCGAGGACCAUUCUCUUGUCCAGCUGGAGAAAAUUAUCCGCGAUCUUCGACUACGACUCUCUGAGUGUGAAUCCAAUGCAUUGAAUGACCUCAGCAAUCGCAGCGAGCUUCGAGAUGAUCUCACUCGGCAUGUUCAGGCUUGCAAUACCCCUGAGGCUCAUGCAGGACUCCGGCGUCAGCUGGCGCAGAUUUCUCAGGAUGUUCAUUUCUUGAUGGAGACACGCCCUGGGCCUCGUACUCCAUGA
Symbiodinium sp. CCMP2592 is the source of this 693-nucleotide messenger RNA. Lineage: Eukaryota; Dinophyceae; Suessiales; Symbiodiniaceae. The record is from the annotation of a GenBank genome assembly.